Molecule: messenger RNA, 3873 nt
Organism: Zingiber officinale
Lineage: Eukaryota; Viridiplantae; Streptophyta; Magnoliopsida; Zingiberales; Zingiberaceae
Product: protein SUPPRESSOR OF PHYA-105 1-like
Exons: 8
Coding region: 528-3644 (1038 amino acids)
Biological process (GO): photomorphogenesis; protein phosphorylation
Molecular function (GO): protein kinase activity; ATP binding; protein binding
Source: RefSeq, a predicted model, not a curated record
CGCCUAAGCUGACCCCACAAAAACCUCACCCAUCUUAUUUUAAUAUAUAAAGCUCUUCUGGGUUCUGGCAUUAAACAAUGCGCGCAAGCAUUGGUCACAAGCUUGUCCACGUAACGUCCAUCUUCUUCUUACUGCUAUUCCAAUAAUAUCUUCUCCCCUCGCGUUCCUCCAACCUCUGGCUGUCCAUGAAACUAUUCUUCUUUUUUAAUAUUUUCUAGUGCAUAUGUCCAUCAGAAUAUAUAGUCUUUAAUACACUAAUGAAUAAGUGUUGACACCGGGCGAGGUAGCUACUGCCGAUAGAAAAAUCUUGAGAUGCUGCUAUGGAAUAACUAAUCAGUAUUUGGUACUCGUAUAGAGUCGAAAGCCUCGAGGGCCUCGGAGUUUCCCUUCAAGGUCCAUGGACACGUAGCUGUGUGUUAAUUUUCUCUUGGGAGAGGAAAAUUGCUUCUUGCUUUGGAUGAGGCUUUGGCGCCUUUAGAGAGCCUGUUGGCUCAAGUCUUUUGAUUCAGAAUAAUACAUUGUGAAUAAUGGAGGCCAUAACGGAUAUUAAUGAUGCUGUGGGUGGUCUAGAAGUCGAUCACCUAAAGUUCAAAGAGAUGGAACAUCUAGAGGAGCAAACUCAAAGUUACAAUGUUAUGGAAGUUUCUGCUCCAGCAACUAUUGAGCACAUUUCUUCUGUAUGCUAUACUGAGCUCAACUCAGAACUGUUUGUUGGUCAGAGUGCAUACUUUGGUUCCAAACCACAAUUUGAGCAUGAAGCAUUAUAUACAAAACCUUCAAAAGAUCCUGUCACAGAAUUGACCCUGAGAAAUUUCAAGAGGCCGUACCUGUCUGCCGAUGAUCAGACAGACAGUGACAAGGAUUUGCAACUGAGGAAGGGCCUGGAAGAGGGUACAGGAAAGAUUGUUUUGAGGCCAAAAUAUUUGCUACAUGAAGAUUCAUCGAACGAAAUCGAUAUUGGUACUCCGUUCCUGCCCCAAACAAACACCCAGAAGCUUUACUUAAGCAGUCAGUUUGAUCAAAAUCUUUCACAAUUAUGUGAUUGUUCAACUCAAAAUGAGAAAUAUAUUGCUUCAGGCAAUGCAGAUAUGCACUGUACUAGUCCUUCACAAGCUAAUGGCUUGGAUGACACUGGAUCACAACUCUUCUCAGUCAUGAAUGGCUUGAAACGAAAGGAUAUUGAACUCAGCUGCCAUGAUGAUAACAAAUUUCACAAAUGUGCAUAUAAAAGUGGACAAUUUACUCAUUUUAAAGCUGAUAGUGCAUCUCCAUCAGCUACAAUCAACAACAAGUUAUCUGGGAUUCCUACUAAAGGAAUCAGCAUAAGAAGUUUUCUUAAACCUAAAAACAAACUAAGUGAAGUUGAAAAACUACACAUCUUUAAGCUGAUUGUGGAUCUAGUCAGUAAUUUGCAUUCUCAAGGAUUCAUUCUAAAGCAUUUACGGCCAUCUCAUUUUAUUAUUUUUCCUACAAAACAAGUUAAAUAUGUUGGUCCUCUUAUUGACAAAGGUCAACGGGAAUCAUUAUUUGGCAAAACAGAGUUGGAUGGGGAUUGUUUGGAAAACACUUGGAAGAGGAGAAGGAGCAUAUUAGGAAAAAGAAAUGCUGCUGAAGCUUCAACUAAGAAAUUAGUUUUUUCAAGACAUUCUGGUGUCCUGAAAGAAGAACUAAGCAAAGAUUUUGACAAACAAUCGUCUAAUGUUGAAAGUUGCUGCGAAAUUUGUGACAGACUUCUAGUAAAUGUUUCACGCAUGCUCCAAACCUCUCUUGUAAUCCUUGGGCUCUCUUCUGGUGGCCAGAAUACAAUCUCUGAAGUUCUGAAGUUGGAGGAGAGGUGGUAUGUUAGUCCUGAAGAACUAAAUGAGGGUUUAUACUCUUCUUCAUCCAACGUCUAUAGUCUUGGGGUUCUUCUGUUUGAGCUCUUUUGUCAUUUUGAAUCUCGCGAAGUCCAUUUUGCGGCAAUGUUAAAUCUACGCCAUCGGAUUCUUCCUCCAAAUUUUCUAUCAAAACAACCUAAGGAAUCUGGAAUAUGCCUAUGGAUGCUCCAUCCAGAUCCUUCUUCACGGCCAAAAACAAGGGAUAUUCUGAACUGUAAUGUAUUUUGUAAAGAUAGAGAAUUGUCAACUGCAGAACAAUUAUCUUCAACUAUUGAUUAUGAACAUUCAGAAGCAGAUUUGUUGUUGCACUUUCUAUCUACAUUAAGAAAACACAAAGAGUUGCAGAUAGACAAGUUGAUGGAAAACCUUGGUUCCAUAGAAGAAGACAUUAGAGAUACAAAAAAGAGACACUUCUCAAAUGAACAUAUGUCCAGAGAUAUAUUCUUGCAGGAAAAUUCUACUGGUAUGUCAGGUUUCUAUGCUUGCAAAGAACCACUACCUCAGGAUUUGGGAUCUGAAUUUUCGGUUGUUAAUACAGAUGCAAGGACAUUAAUGAAUAACUUUGAAAGUCUUGAAAGUGCAUACUUUUCCAUGAGAUCCAAAUCUUCAGAAAUUGAUAUUGACUUGGCACUACGUCAAGACAUAAACAUUCUGAAGGCCCCAAAUGAGUUGUAUACAUUUGGAAAUAACACAAAACUUUCUUAUAUGAAGGAUGAAUCCUCCAAUCAACGAGGAUUGUUCUUUGAAGGCUUAUGCAAGUAUGCUUGCUACAAAAAAUUUGUAGUUCGUGGUAGUUUAAGAAAUCCAGAUAUCCUCAACUCUGCAAAUGUGAUCUGCUCCUUGAGCUUUGACAAAAAUGAAGAAUAUUUUGCUGCUGCUGGAGCAUCAAAGAAAAUCAAAGUAUUCGAGUUUGAUGCAUUUCAAAAUUAUACUCUUGACAUUAACUACCCAGUGCUAGAGAUGUCAAGUAAAUCUAAACUCAGCUGCCUUUGUUGGAACAGAUACAUCAGGAACUAUUUAGCUUCAACAGAUUAUGAUGGAGUCGUUCAGUUAUGGGAUGCUAGCACUGGUCAAGGAUUUCAUCAGUACACUGACCACGAAAAAAGAGCCUGGUGUGUUGACUUCUCUUCGGAAGCUCCAACUAAGUUGGCAAGUGGAAGUGAUGAUUGCUCUGUGAAACUUUGGAGCAUACAUGAAAAGGAAUGCAUCAAAACAAUCAAGAGUGUCGCAAAUGUGUGCUGUGUACAAUUCUCGCCAUAUUCAUCUAAUCUACUGGCCUUUGGAUCUGCUGAUUAUGGAAUUUACUGUUAUGACAUUCGUAACACCAGGAUUCCCUGGUGUACUUUAGCUGGGCAUAGAAGGACUGUGAGCUACAUAAAAUUUGUGAAUUCCAAUACAAUUGUGUCUGCAUCUACUGAUAACACCUUAAAGCUUUGGGAUCUCAAGAAGACCGUCGCAGCAGGAGUAUCCACAAAUGCCUGCACAUUGACCAUGACUGGCCAUAGUAAUGAGAAGAAUUUUGUAGGCCUAUCUGUGUGCGACGGAUACAUCUUAUGCGGUUCUGAAACUAAUGAAGUGUAUGCUUAUCAUAAAAAAUUUCCUAUGCCCAUAACCUCCUACAAGUUUGGGAACUUUGAUCCUAUUACUGGCCAUGAGAUUGGCGGUGACAGCACACAUUUUGUCUCAAGCAUCUGCUGGAGAAGAACAUCAAAUAUGGUUCUCGCCGCAAACUCUAGUGGCUGCAUAAGACUAUUGCAAAUGGUCUAAGAGAAAAUAAACUCCGAGAAGAUGAAUUGCUGAGUUAUCACUUCUAGUUGCUGUACCAAUGGAUCAGCCAAAUUGCUGAAUCAUGGUGUGUAGACUCGAUCAUAGCGGUGUUUGAUUAUUUUGGCUACCGUGCACGGUACUUGCAGUUGCAAAGAUUUGCUGCUCGAUACUUGCAGUUGUAAAUAUUUGCUAACGAUAAUGUGAUCUGCGCUGAAAAUUGUGUUUUGGA